Messenger RNA from Perognathus longimembris pacificus (Pacific pocket mouse), 954 nucleotides. RefSeq names its product dolichyl-phosphate mannosyltransferase subunit 2, regulatory (gene Dpm2). The record is from RefSeq and is a predicted model, not a curated record. NCBI's taxonomy places the organism in Eukaryota, Metazoa, Chordata, Mammalia, Rodentia, Heteromyidae. The transcript is spliced from 4 exons. Gene Ontology annotation, molecular function: enzyme regulator activity. Gene Ontology annotation, cellular component: endoplasmic reticulum membrane; dolichol-phosphate-mannose synthase complex. Bases 128 to 382 code for a protein of 84 amino acids. Gene Ontology annotation, biological process: GPI anchor biosynthetic process.
AUGCCAGAGGAGGGGGGGCGGUGCCUUCAGGUCUUGGACUACAACUCCCGGCGUGCCCGUUGAUCGAGAAGCGGAAGGGACCGGAACCGGAUGUUCCUCGUCGCUCCUGUGGCGGAGCGUCCGGGAAAUGGCCACUGGGACCGACCAGGCGGUGGGACUGGGCCUCGUCGCCGUUAGCCUGCUCAUCUUCACCUACUACACCGUCUGGGUGAUUCUUCUGCCCUUCAUCGACAGCCAGCAUGUCAUCCACAAAUACUUCCUGCCCCGACCCUAUGCAGUUGUCAUCCCACUGGCUGGGGGCCUCCUGCUGCUCCUGUUUGUGGGACUGUUCAUCACCUACGUGAUGCUGAAGAACCAGAAGGAGACCAAGAAGGCCCAGUGAGAGGUGGGCAGGGGUGAGGCUGCUGGCCCCUUCUCUGCAUUCCCUUCGAGCCAGGGACCAAGGGCUGCAGCCUGCAGGACAAUCUGGGCAUGGUGCCUCCAGCCUGGCUGCCCCACAGCCAGCUCCAGAGAGCUGCAUAGGAGCCAGCCUCUGACGGACUGGAGCCCCCUCUCCCACUCACCAUCCCAGAAGCCCGGGGGGCGGAGGACCAGAAGCUGCUCACUCACCUGCUUUUGUCUCAGCCGAAUCCUGAUGGUCCUGACCUCACUGUCGGACUCCUUGUCACGUUUCCUCUGGGCUCUGCCUCUUGCCCCAGUUUCCUUCCUGUCACAUGCUCAUGACGGGACCUCACAGGUUCCGGGACCGCACGUGACCUCUCCUUUCCUCCUGCAUGUCCUCCUCUCCACAAAGGCAGUUCUUCUGAAUGUGACACAGCCCAGCUCCCACAGGGACCUCUGGGCCUGGAAAGUUCUAGGAAAGGACUGACAGAUCCCAGGACCACAGGGGCACAGCAGUCCCCUCAGCCCCAGGCCUCUUCGGAAGAAGUGAGGAAUAAAGGUUGAUCAUGUGUU